Pipistrellus kuhlii (Kuhl's pipistrelle) is the source of this 1365-nucleotide messenger RNA. It is a transcript of the gene HMBS, whose product is annotated as hydroxymethylbilane synthase. Lineage: Eukaryota; Metazoa; Chordata; Mammalia; Chiroptera; Vespertilionidae. Gene Ontology annotation, cellular component: cytoplasm. The coding region runs from base 103 to 1188 and encodes 361 amino acids. Gene Ontology annotation, molecular function: hydroxymethylbilane synthase activity. The record is from RefSeq and is a predicted model, not a curated record. The transcript is spliced from 14 exons. Gene Ontology annotation, biological process: heme biosynthetic process.
CGGCGCCGCGGCGGAGGUCUCCGUGGCGCCCGUGCCCGCCAGCCGGUGCCGCCGGCGUCCCGAGUUCGGAGCCCCGCGCGGAGCCUGCGGCCCGGGACUGCCAUGGCUGCCCCCAGCCACACGGCCGCGCCGGCGGAAGAAAAGAACCUAGAGAUGAGAGUGAUUCGCGUGGGUACCCGCAAGAGCCAGCUGGCGCGCAUACAGACGGACAGUGUGGUGGCAAUGCUGAAAACCUUAAACCCGGGCCUGCAGUUUGAAAUCAUUGCUAUGUCCACCACAGGGGACAAGAUUCUUGAUACCGCACUCUCUAAGAUUGGAGAGAAGAGCCUGUUUACCAAGGAGCUGGAGCACGCACUGGAGAGGAAUGAAGUGGACCUGGUCGUGCACUCCCUGAAGGACCUGCCCACCGUGCUUCCUCCAGGCUUCACCAUCGGCGCGGUCUGCAAGCGAGAGAACCCCUAUGAUGCUGUUGUCUUUCACCCAAAAUUUGUUGGGAAGACCCUAGAGACCUUGCCAGAGAAGAGUGUGGUGGGAACCAGCUCCCUGCGGAGGGCGGCCCAGCUGCAGAGGAAGUUCCCACACCUGCAGUUCAAGAGCAUCCGGGGAAACCUCAACACCAGGCUUCAGAAGCUGGAUGAGCUGCAGGAGUUCAGUGCCAUCAUCUUGGCGGCAGCGGGCCUGCAACGCAUGGGCUGGCAGAACCGCGUGGGGCAGAUCCUGCACCCCGAAGAUUGCAUGUAUGCUGUGGGUCAGGGGGCCCUGGGCGUGGAAGUGCGAGCCAAGGACCAGGACAUGUUGGACCUGGUGGGCAUGUUGCACGAUCCUGAGACCCUGCUUUGCUGCAUUGCCGAGCGAGCCUUCUUAAGGCACCUGGAAGGAGGCUGCAGUGUUCCCGUAGCAGUGCACACGGCUAUCAAGGAUGGGCAGCUGUACCUGACUGGAGGAGUCUGGAGUCUGGAUGGCUCGGAGAGCAUGCAAGAGACCAUGCAGGCCACCAUCGCCGUCCCUGCCCAGCAUGAAGAUGGCCCUGAAGAUGACCCACAGUUGGUGGGCAUCACUGCCCAGAACAUUCCACGGGUAGCCCAGCUGGCUGCUGAGAACCUGGGCACCAGCCUGGCCAACUUGUUGCUGAACAAAGGAGCCAAGAGCAUCUUGGACGUUGCACGGCAGCUUAAUGAUGCCCACUGACUGACUGGUCUGGGGUGGGCUGCUGCUGCCCAGUGCCCACACCCAGGGGCUCGGGCUCCUGAGCCGCAGGACCAGACCUGCAGGGAAGGCGAGCCUGCGCGGCAGCUGGGGCGUCAUCUCCUCAGGGCCUGAGCCUUUGAAAUGUAACCAAGUCUGCUAAUAAACCAGCUCUGACGG